Messenger RNA from Chrysochloris asiatica (Cape golden mole), 273 nucleotides. RefSeq names its product dynein light chain 1, cytoplasmic-like. Gene Ontology annotation, biological process: cilium assembly; microtubule-based process. Gene Ontology annotation, molecular function: dynein light intermediate chain binding; dynein intermediate chain binding. The transcript has a single exon. Bases 1 to 273 code for a protein of 90 amino acids. The record is from RefSeq and is a predicted model, not a curated record. NCBI's taxonomy places the organism in Eukaryota, Metazoa, Chordata, Mammalia, Afrosoricida, Chrysochloridae. Gene Ontology annotation, cellular component: cytoplasmic dynein complex.
AUGUGUGACCGAAAGGCCGUGAUCAAAAAUGCCGACAUGUCAGAGAAGAUGCAACAGGCCUCGGUGGAGUGCGCUGCACAGGCGCUGGAGAAAUACAACAUCGAGAAGGAGAACACCGCAGCCCAUAUCAAGAAGGAGUUUGACAAGAAGUACAACCCCACCUUGCACUGCAUCGUGAGGAGAAACUUCGGUAGUUAUGUGAAACAUGAAACUAAGCACUUCAUCUACUUCUACCUGGGCCAAGUGACCAUUCUUCUGUUCAAAGCUUGUUAA